CGCUCGCUGUGUCACAGAGAGUCCCCUUAAGCCUACGUGACAACUCGCAUACUGUCCCUUUGUGACCAGCUUAUCGGCAGAAUGCCCGGUCUCUGCCUGCUUUGUCUGACUGCCAUUCUGGCCGCAUUUACCCGGUUUGCCGAGACCGUGCAGGGGCCGGUGGUCCGAUGCGAGCCGUGCGACGCCGGGGCGCUCAUGCAGUGCAAGCCGCUGCCGAGGGAGUGCGCGGAGCGGGUUCGGGAGCCGGGCUGCGGCUGUUGCAUGACGUGCGCCCUCGCCGAGGGCCAGCCGUGCGGAGUGUACACCGGGCGCUGCGGCUCCGGGCUGACCUGCCAGCACCGGCCGGGGGAGAGCCGACCUCUGCAAGCCCUGCUGGAGGGACGGGGAGUGUGCUCCGGGGCAUCGAAAAGACUCAGCAGCAUUCUCAUACCUGCGCAAAAACAAGAGAAUGCUGGGAGCCCGCGAGAGGAAGGUCAUGCCAACGUAAGCACGGCGAUGACGGUGUUGCCAGGCACGGAGGGUGGUCACAACAGGGGGCCGCUGGACACACGACCUGCACUGCACACAAAACUGAUCAAGAAGGAUCAGAGCAGGAAAAGCCAGAGCUACAAGGUGGAGUCAGUGUCAGGGGGAGCCAAUACAGACAUGCAUAACUUUUCCCUGGAGAGCAAGAGAGAGACUGAGUAUGGGCCGUGCCGGAGGGAAAUGGAAAGCAUUCUGAACAGUCUUAAGAUCACCAAUGUGCUCAAUCCAAGAGGCUUCCGCAUACCCAACUGUGACAAAAAGGGCUUCUAUAAGAAAAAACAGUGCCGUCCAUCCAAAGGCCGGAAGCGAGGCUACUGCUGGUGCGUGGAUAAAUACGGGCAGCCUCUACCAGGCUACGAUGGCAAGGAGAGGGGCGAGACACAGUGCUACAACCUGGAGAGCAAAUGAGACAAGGAGAACAAGAGUGGUUGGAGAGCAAGUUCGAAGUGGGAGAAAGAAAGACAUUUGGG
This is a messenger RNA of Lampris incognitus (smalleye Pacific opah), 995 nucleotides long. RefSeq names its product insulin-like growth factor binding protein 3 (gene igfbp3). The transcript is spliced from 4 exons. Lineage: Eukaryota; Metazoa; Chordata; Actinopteri; Lampriformes; Lampridae. The record is from RefSeq and is a predicted model, not a curated record. Gene Ontology annotation, cellular component: extracellular region. Gene Ontology annotation, molecular function: insulin-like growth factor I binding; insulin-like growth factor II binding; fibronectin binding. The coding region runs from base 82 to 933 and encodes 283 amino acids. Gene Ontology annotation, biological process: regulation of insulin-like growth factor receptor signaling pathway.